Austrofundulus limnaeus is the source of this 1416-nucleotide messenger RNA. Its product is annotated as tyrosine kinase receptor Cad96Ca. The record is from RefSeq and is a predicted model, not a curated record. Gene Ontology annotation, molecular function: vascular endothelial growth factor receptor activity; ATP binding; growth factor binding. The transcript is spliced from 11 exons. NCBI's taxonomy places the organism in Eukaryota, Metazoa, Chordata, Actinopteri, Cyprinodontiformes, Rivulidae. Bases 1 to 1287 code for a protein of 428 amino acids. Gene Ontology annotation, biological process: multicellular organism development; regulation of MAPK cascade; cell surface receptor protein tyrosine kinase signaling pathway. Gene Ontology annotation, cellular component: signaling receptor complex; plasma membrane.
AUGAAGGAGAACAGGUGUGAAGAUCAGUUCCUCUACUUGAUCCUGAUCGGGGUUCUGUCCUCCACCCUGCUGGUGUUCGUGGUGCUGGGCGUCGUGUUUCUCAGGAAGUAUCGCUUCUUGCUUCAAACCCUCAAGAGGCUAAAGGAGACCAGGUUUUUUCUGGGUUCUGUGCCCUGGUUGGAGCAGCCCUCUGUGGCCCCUCUGACACCUGUAGAGGAGGGAGAUGAGUCGGAGGCACCUCCUCCUCAAACUCCACGCACCCAUCUGUCAGAGAUCAGCACGGUCAGGGCCCCCAGCAAGAAGCUGUGGAAAGUCCUGCAGGAGGGUCCUCGUUUCACCAAGUCAGACCUGAAUCUGCUGCAGCUGAUCAAAGCAGGGAAGGAAGGGGUCUUCUACCAGGCCCGGAUGGUCCGAGGAACCUGUAACGGUCACGGCAUAUUCACCUGUAAAAUCAGCAAGGAAGGUGUUCGAGCCAAACAUGUUGACACGGAGGUUUCCAUCAUGAGAAAACUGAUGCAUCACAAGAACAUCCUGCAGCUGCUGGACUGGAACACAACAGAGCAGCCUUACGUCCUCAUCAUGGAAUAUGUGAGUUUUGGCACUUUAAGGACCUUCCUCCAGACCAACAGAGUCCACCUGAGUGCAGACCCAGAACUGCAGAGCCUCCUAACCAUCGCUUCUUACCACAUCGCUCUGGCCAUGCAGUACCUGCGCUCCAAGAUGAUCCUCCACUGUGACCUGGCUCUGAGGAACAUCAUGGUCAACAAGUUCCCCUGGGAGGUGAAACUCACAGAGUUCGGCCUGGCCCGAGACCUGACCCGCAUGACGAGCCGCCGCCGCAGCAGCCGCUGGAGGAACCCACGACAGCGUGUGCCUCUGCGCUGGUACCCUCCUGAAUACUUCAAGAACAACUAUUACAGCUUCAAAGGAGACGUGUGGGCCUUCGGCAUCGUGCUGUGGGAGAUGCAGAUGUUUGGAAUGUUACCUUACCCAAACCUAGAGACAUCAGAGGAAGUGGUGUACCACAUCUGUAUGGGUCAUAAGAACACAAACCCUGAUGGCUGCAGGUCAGAAAUGCUUCACAUCAUGAGAGACUGCUGGCAGGAACCUUACACCUUGAGGCCAACGUUCACCAACAUAGUCAGCAUGCUGGAGAACAUCCUGGAGAACGAUGCAGAUUAUGUGGAUGUGGAGAGUCCGCAGGUUUUGGUGAAAGACAGAGCUGAUUAUGAAGAAACUAACAGUCAACGAGCAAGUGUUGCUUUAAAUGAAGAAAAAUCUUUCUAAAUGAUUUUUUACUGAGGAUUUAAAGAGAAAUUUCAGUUCUUUCAAACUUUCUGUAAUAAAUCUGCCUUUUAAAUGCUGACUGGCAGACAGCAAGAAAAGGAAAAUAUAAAUAAAUGUAUUAACCUUUCU